Molecule: messenger RNA, 2410 nt
Organism: Megachile rotundata (alfalfa leafcutting bee)
Lineage: Eukaryota; Metazoa; Arthropoda; Insecta; Hymenoptera; Megachilidae
Gene: sip1
Product: septin interacting protein 1
Biological process (GO): spliceosomal complex disassembly
Cellular component (GO): U2-type post-mRNA release spliceosomal complex
Molecular function (GO): nucleic acid binding; oxidoreductase activity, acting on CH-OH group of donors; flavin adenine dinucleotide binding
Source: RefSeq, a predicted model, not a curated record
UGUUACUCAAGCUGGGUAAGUAUUACGUGAACGACACGAGAAAGCGCAUUUCUCUAGUGGAUCUUGAAGUGGAAAGUGAACACCAAGUCCUCAGAAGCAGUUUUGGCAGCCGGGCGACAUCAUCAGAGAUUUUAGUGAGCACUAUGACCAGCCUCACCGCACUACUGUUACUGACCCUCAUAUCCCUCAGCCAAUGCGAAACGUUUCUGAACGCGAUAAAAAAUUACGGCCCCUCGCCAGAAGUUUUAAAUCGAGUCGAUCCCAACAACAAGAAAUACGAUUUCAUCGUAGUGGGUGCUGGAUCGGCAGGUUCCGUAUUGGCUAAUCGCCUGUCGGAGAACAAGAAAUGGAAUAUUUUGUUGCUGGAAGCCGGAGGACCCGAGAGUCUUCUUCAUCAAGUGCCGAUACUCGUGGGCUAUUUUCAGUUGUCCAGCUUCAAUUGGGGCUACAAGGUCGAGCCCCAGAAGAACGCUUGUUUAGGAAUGAUCAAUCGACAGUGUUCCUGGCCACGUGGCAAAGCCCUUGGUGGAACGAGCACUCUUAAUUACAUGAUACACACUCGGGGAAACAAAUUGGAUUACGAUAUCUGGGCUGCGCUGGGAAACGAGGGGUGGUCUUAUAACGAUGUGUUGCACUAUUUCAAGAAGAGCGAGAAAUUUGAUGUCCCAGGCAUCAAGAACUCCUCGUAUCACGGUUACAACGGCUACCUCUGUGUGGAGCACGUACCCUACCACACAGAACUAGCGAAGGCGUUCCUAAAAGCUGGGACACAUCUGGGUUACAAGAUCGUGGACUACAACGGCGAGGAUCAAAUAGGGUUCUCGUACAUCCAGGCGAACUUGGACAAAGGAACUAGAUGCAGCGCCUCGAAGGCGUACCUUCGGGUAAACAGACCGAAUCUGAACAUCGUAACGGGAGCACAGGUCACGAAGGUGUUAAUCGACGAGAAUAACCGAACGUACGGUGUCGAAUUCAGUCAAAACCACCAGUCUAAGCGAGUAUUUUGUUCCAAAGAGGUGAUCCUCUCUGCCGGUACCAUAGACACCCCAAAACUGUUGAUGCUAUCAGGGAUAGGACCGAGGGAGCACCUGGAGGAGCUGGGGAUCGAGGUGAUCCAGGACUCCAAAGUAGGGUACAGCAUGUACGAGCACGUAGGGUUCCUGGGUCUGACUUUCUUGGUCAAUCAACCUGUGUCUCUGUUGCAAAGCAGACUGGCCAGACCUAGUGUCUUCGUGGAGUACCUGCUGCACAGAGACGGUCUGAUGUCGCUUCCUGGAGGAGCGGAAGCCUUAGCGUUCAUGAGGACCAAGUAUGCUCCCGAUAGUAGGCCGGACGUGGAGCUGCUGUUCGCUUCUGGAUCCCUGCACUCGGACGGAGGUCUACCUCUGAAGAAGGCUCUGAGGAUAACCGACGAGCUGUACGACACCGUUUAUAAACCCAUCGAGAACAGAGACGCUUGGUCCAUUUGGCCCAUAGUACAGAGUCCGAGGAGCGUUGGUAGACUCACACUUAGGUCAAAGGACCCAUUCGAGCCGCCCAGGAUGGAGCCUAACUUCUUCACCCACCCUGCGGACGUGGAGAUCAUCCUGGAGGGCGUAAAACACGCCAUCAACAUCUCGAAGACACCUCCGUUUCAGAAGUAUGGCAGCAGGUUGCACGAUAUCAAGAUUCCUGGCUGUAGAUCGUUCGAGUUUGCGAGCGACGAUUAUUGGAGGUGCGCCAUUAAGCAUCUGCCUUCCAUGAUGAAUCAUGAGAUAGGCACCGCGAAAAUGGGACCGAGGGACGAUCCGUUCGCGGUCGUGGAUCCUCAGUUGAGGGUGUACGGUGUUCGGGGGUUGAGAGUUGCGGACGCGUCGAUAAUGCCCUCUAUGCCCACGGGGCAUGUGAACGCGGGCAUUUUUAUGAUAGGGGAGAAAGCGGCUGAUAUGAUUAAGAAUGACUGGCAAUGAGGUUUUUGAUUUGGGUAUUUGUCGGUAUGGGUAAAUAUCUUUAUAAGAUGUGUGAGUUAUCUGAAUAUUUUUCGUCAGAUAGUUAGGUUAUUGAGGUAAGUAUUUCCAUGGGAUAAGUAGGUUAUCUGAAUAAGUAUUUUCAUGGGAUAAGUAGGUUACCUGAAUAAGUAUUUUCAUGGGAUAAGUAGGUUAUCUGAGUAAAUACUUUGGAAGAUAUGUGAAUUAUCUGAUUAAGUAUCUUUAUUAUAUAUGUGAAUUAUCUGAGCAAGUAUCAUCACGAUGCAUAUGAAUUAUCUCAGGAAGUAUCUUCAUGUAUAUGAGUUAUCUCAGUAUGUAAUUUUAUAAAACAUGUGAGUUAUCUGAAUAAGUAUUGCAAUGAAAUAUGUAAGUUAUUUAAAUAAGUAUCUUUAUGAUAUAUGUGAUUUAUAUGAAUGCAUAUUUUUAAGAGAUACUUGUAUAUU